Molecule: messenger RNA, 1419 nt
Organism: Sphenostylis stenocarpa
Lineage: Eukaryota; Viridiplantae; Streptophyta; Magnoliopsida; Fabales; Fabaceae
Source: the annotation of a GenBank genome assembly
AUGAUCCUCACUGGCCUUCUCCUAUACUGCCGCUCCAUGAUCUCCAUGCUCUUCCUUGGCCACCUUGGAGAGCUUGCUUUGGCUGGUGGCUCACUAGCGGUUGGCUUUGCCAACAUCACUGGCUACUCAAUCCUCUCUGGUCUUGCUGUAGGAAUGGAACCAAUCUGUGGCCAAGCUUUCGGUGCCAAGAGGUUCAAGCUCCUUGGACUUUGCUUGCAAAGAACCAUUCUCCUUCUCCUCUUCACUUCCCUCCCCAUAUCACUCCUUUGGCUCCACAUGAAGAAAAUUCUUCUCCUUUGUGGCCAAGAUGAGGCCAUAGCCACACAGGCCCAAUCAUAUCUUGUUUACUCCAUUCCUGACCUCAUAGCACAAUCAUUCUUACAUCCUUUGAGAAUUUACCUUAGGACCCAAUCCAUUACUCUCCCUCUCACCCUUUGUGCCUCCUUGUCAAUUCUCCUUCACAUACCCAUCAACUACUUCCUUGUGGCUCACCUCAAGCUGGGAAUCAAAGGGGUGGCUCUUGGUGGGGUGUGGACAAACUUCAACCUUGUGGCUUCUUUGAUUCUUUAUAUAGUCUUCUCUGGCACUCAUAAGAAAACAUGGGGUGGUUUCUCUUUUGAGUGCUUCACACAGUGGAAGUCUCUUCUCAAUUUGGCCAUUCCAAGCUGUGUUUCAGUGUGCUUGGAGUGGUGGUGGUAUGAGAUCAUGAUUUUGUUAUGUGGGCUGUUGGUGAACCCCAGGGCAACUGUGGCUUCAAUGGGGCUUCUGAUCCAAACCACUUCUUUGCUUUACAUUUUCCCUUCUUCAUUGAGCUUCAGUGUGUCAACAAGAGUUGGCAACAAGCUUGGGGCACAGAAGCCUGCAAAGGCAAGGCUUUCUGCCAUUGUGGGGUUGUCUUGCAGUUUCAUGUCAGGUGUCCUGGCAUUGGUUUUUGCUCUCAUGGUCAGGAACACAUGGGCUACCAUGUUCACAAAGGACAAAGAGAUUAUAAGUUUGACAUCUAUGGUGUUACCCAUAAUCGGCCUUUGUGAGCUUGGGAAUUGCCCUCAAACAACAGGGUGUGGGGUGCUGAGAGGCACAGCAAGGCCUAAAGUUGGGGCUAACAUCAACUUGGGAUGUUUCUACCUUGUGGGAAUGCCUGUGUCGAUUUGGCUAGCUUUCUUCACUGGCUAUGAUUUUCAAGGUCUCUGGCUUGGCCUUCUUGCAGCUCAAGGGUCUUGUGCAGUGACCAUGUUGGUGGUUCUGUGCAGAACUGAUUGGGAAUUUGAGGCCCAAAGAGCCAAGAAACUCACAGGAAUGGGAGGAGCUUCUAGUGUUGACGAUCACAACCAUGAGGUUGAUCCAGAGAAGCCACUCAAACUUGAAAACAAGGAAGAUUCUUUGGCAUUAUUAGCCGACUCUGAUGAAAAUGAACAGUGA